AUCACACUAUUUCUUUUAGUCCUACAGGAUCACAUGUUGAAUGGUGUAAACAGCUUAUAGCUGCUACAAUUUCUAGUCAGAUUUCAGGGUCAGUGACAUCAGAAACUGUAUCCCGUGAUUACAAGGAGAUUCAGGAAGAACACAAUGGCUACCCUUCUGAAGCUGAAGCUGAUCAGGCUCUAAGGGAUGGAAAUAAGCUGGCACAGAUGGAGGAAGCACCACUUUUUCCAGGAGAAUCAAUUAAGGCCAUCGUGAAAGAUGUCAUGUACAUCUGCCCGUUCCUGGGUGCUGUGAGUGGGACCCUGACCGUGACGGACUUCAAGAUGUACUUCAAAAAUGUGGAGAGGGACCCGCACUUCAUCCUUGAUGUUCCCCUGGGAGUGAUUAGCAGAGUUGAGAAGAUCGGAGCACAGAGCCAUGGAGACAAUUCUUGUGGCAUAGAGAUCGUGUGCAAGGAUAUGAGGAACUUACGACUUGCUUAUAAACAGGAAGAACAGAGUAAACUAGGGAUAUUUGAAAACCUCAACAAACAUGCAUUUCCUCUUUCCAAUGGACAGGUACUAUUUGCAUUCAACUAUAAAGAAAAGUUCCCAGUUAAUGGCUGGAAGGUUUAUGAUCCAGUGUCUGAAUAUAAAAGACAGGGCUUGCCAAAUGAAAGCUGGAAAAUAUCCAAAAUAAACAGUAACUAUGAGUUCUGUGACACCUACCCUGCCGUCAUUGUUGUGCCAACUAGUGUGAAAGAUGAAGACCUCUCAAAAGUGGCAGCCUUUCGAGCAAAAGGCAGAGUCCCUGUGCUGUCAUGGAUUCAUCCAGAAAGUCAAGCAACCAUUACUCGUUGCAGCCAGCCACUUGUGGGUCCCAAUGAUAAACGCUGCAAAGAGGAUGAAAAAUACUUGCAAACAAUAAUGGAUGCUAAUGCACAGUCACACAAGCUUAUUAUCUUUGAUGCUCGUCAAAACAGUGUCGCUGAUACCAACAAGGCAAAGGGCGGAGGAUUUGAAAGUGAAAGUGCCUACCCAAAUGCCGAGCUUGUAUUCUUAGAGAUCCACAACAUCCACGUGAUGAGAGAGUCUCUACGCAAAUUAAAGGAGAUCGUGUACCCCUCCAUCGAUGAGGCACGGUGGCUGUCCAACAUCGACGGGACACACUGGCUGGAGUAUAUAAGGAUGCUUCUCGCUGGGGCAGUAAGAAUUGCUGAUAAGAUAGAGUCUGGGAAGACCUCUGUGGUGGUGCACUGCAGCGACGGCUGGGACCGAACAGCUCAGCUUGUGUCCUUGGCGAUGCUCAUGUUGGACGGUUAUUAUCGGACCAUCAAAGGAUUUGAAGCGCUCAUAGAAAAAGAGUGGAUAAGCUUUGGACACAGGUUUGCACUGCGAGUGGGCCACGGUAAUGACAACCAUGCGGAUGCUGAUCGGUCUCCUAUAUUUCUGCAGUUUAUUGAUUGUGUUUGGCAAAUGACAAGACAGUUUCCUUCAGCAUUCGAGUUUAACGAGCUAUUCUUAAUCACAAUUUUGGACCACCUUUAUAGCUGUCUCUUUGGGACCUUCCUGUGCAACUGUGAACAGCAGAGAUUCAAAGAGGAUAUAUGUACAAAUACUAUAUCUUUAUGGUCUUAUAUCAACAGCCAGCUAGAUGAAUUUUCUAAUCCCUUCUUUGUGAAUUAUGAAAACCACGUGUUGUAUCCUGUUGCCAGUCUGAGUCAUUUGGAAUUAUGGGUAAAUUAUUACGUACGAUGGAAUCCACGAAUGAGACCUCAGAUGCCCAUUCACCAGAACCUGAAGGAGCUGCUGGCUGUCAGGGCGGAGCUGCAGAAGCGGGUGGAGGACCUGCAACGGGAGGUGGCCACACGCACCGUCUCGUCCUCGUCAGAGCGGGGCUCCUCGCCCUCGCACUCGGCCACUCCUGUCCACACUGCGGUCUGACUUGCCCCCCUGGCGAUCGCUGUUUGGCCGUAACUUGUGCUCUUGUCUUUUAGGAUUAGGCCCAGGGACCAUUUGUGUGGCUAGGUGACAGCGAUGACUGUCAGCCCGUGCUUUUCAUUUUGUGACCAGCCUGUUACUUUCCCUCCUCGGGCAGUCUCAGGGGAGCUGUCAGUCAGGUCCACCCUGUGGACAGACUUCUCGUCUUCCAGGCAGCCUGGCAGAAGGCAGAGGGAAUGGAGCACAGCCUGUGGGCCUCAGGAAGGUGCACGCCAUUUCUUCCAGAGUUCAGUCCUUAGAAACAGGCUGACCGCUGGCCCUGGCUGUGUGCAGCUCCUGG
This is a messenger RNA of Tupaia belangeri chinensis (Chinese tree shrew), 2259 nucleotides long. It is a transcript of the gene MTMR1, whose product is annotated as myotubularin related protein 1. Gene Ontology annotation, biological process: phosphatidylinositol dephosphorylation. Gene Ontology annotation, molecular function: phosphatidylinositol-3-phosphate phosphatase activity; phosphatidylinositol-3,5-bisphosphate 3-phosphatase activity. The transcript is spliced from 15 exons. Gene Ontology annotation, cellular component: cytoplasm; membrane. The record is from RefSeq and is a predicted model, not a curated record. NCBI's taxonomy places the organism in Eukaryota, Metazoa, Chordata, Mammalia, Scandentia, Tupaiidae. The coding region runs from base 207 to 1922 and encodes 571 amino acids.